GGAGAGGCAUGAGGGUGAACAUCUCAGGACUGUGCUUUCUGACCGUCCACAGGCACUGGGCUAGGAUGUCGUUCUUCUGUGUGGGCAUCUGGACUUUCUUGCUCUCACUCCUCCUUCCCUGGCCAGGUGCAGGGCAGUUCCUGGUGAUUGGACCAAGCUCACCCAUCCUUGCCAUGGUGGGGGAAGAGGUCAUAUUUUCCUGUCACCUCAGCCCCUCCAUGGAUGCUCAGAACAUGGAGGUGACUUGGCGCCAUAUUAAAAAAUCAGGCUUGGUGCACAACUAUAGGAGUUCCCUGGACGAGGAGCAGCAGCACCCAGAGAACCAAGGGAGGGCAGAGUUCCUGAGGGACAACAUCACCAGUGGGCAGGUGGCCCUGAGGAUCCACAACAUCCACCCUUCAGAUGAAGGCGAAUACAGAUGUUUCUUUUUAAGCUCCACCUACCACAAUGAAGCACAAUUCAAAGUGUUGGUCACAGGAACAGGCAUGACUCCUCACAUUCACGUUGAACCGGAUGCAACUAGGGGCAUCAGGCUGACCUGCACAUCCACGGGGUGGUACCCCCAGCCCGAGGUGCAGUGGAAGGGCAGGCAAGGACUGCACUUCACUCCAGACUCUGAGACAGUGAGAGCAGAAGAAAGUGGCAUGUUUCAGGUGCAAGCAUCCAUCUUGGUGGAGGAGAGUUCAACAGGGAACGUGUCCUGUUUCAUAAGGAACCCGCUCCUGGGCGAGCAGAAGGAAGCACGUGUGUCCCUGGCAGGUGCCUUGUUUCCCAGGGACAGGUCCUGGAAGCUGGGGCUGUGUGCCUUCCUGGUUCUCCUGGAGGUCAGCCUGAUGGUCACCUGUGUGCUGCUGAUGCGCUCCAGAAAAGCCAAAAGUUUGCUCAAGGAGCAGCACGAUCUGUUGAAUAAACAGAGAGAGAAAAUGGAAGAAGAGAAUGCUAAAUUGGAAGAAGAGUGUGGUAGAAUCAACAAAGCGCUUGCACACAGGAGAUGGCUCGCCGAAGAGGAACUGAAGAAGAUUCGAAGAUUUGCAGCGGACGUGACGCUGGAUGCAGCCACUGCUCACCCUUACCUUGCCGUGACAGAUGACGGGAAGUGUGUGACAUAUGUUCCCGAGAGGCAAGACGUUCCCGACAACCCUGAGCGAUUCGACACGCUAGUGGGCGUGCUGGGUCGGAACCGCUUCUCUGAGGGAGAUCACUACUGGGAGGUGGGAGUGGCAGGCAAGAGCAUGUGGGCCGUCGGGCUGUGUUUGGAGUCCGUUCGGCGGAAAGGCCAGUACACCAAGGCCUGUCCAGAAACCGGCUUCUGGAUUCUGCGUCUGCAGAACGGCGAGUGCUCGGCUUUUGCCACUCCCCGCACCGUGGUCACCCGAGAGCCCCUCUCGCGGCUGGGGGUCUUUCUGCAGUACAGCCAAGGGUUGAUCUCUUUCUACAAUGUCACCGAGUUCGUCAUCCUCUACACCUUCCAAAGCAACUUCAACCGCGAGCCGCUGAGGCCCUAUUUCUACCCUGGGACUGUCAGUGCCGAGAAGACGAAUGGCCUUACCAUCCUGAAGCUGUGAGCCGCCCCUCAGGGCCUGGCCAGAGCACCCCUGCACCAGGCUCGCAGCUGCCCGCCGGACCUUGGUGGUGUGGGGCUUGCCCUGCCAGGACUCCAAGAGCGGGGUGCCCCACGUCCUGGGGCCUCGCUCUGGGCUUUGUGGGAGACUAGGGCACUCUUCCUCGCUCCCCUGUCCCCAGAUCUCCUCCACACCCUUCCUGAGAUUUCUUUGGGCCUUAAUAAAUAAGAGCUCUCCACUUCUU
Messenger RNA from Sciurus carolinensis (gray squirrel), 1806 nucleotides. RefSeq names its product butyrophilin subfamily 1 member A1-like. Gene Ontology annotation, cellular component: external side of plasma membrane. The record is from RefSeq and is a predicted model, not a curated record. Gene Ontology annotation, molecular function: signaling receptor binding. The transcript has 12 exons. Lineage: Eukaryota; Metazoa; Chordata; Mammalia; Rodentia; Sciuridae. Gene Ontology annotation, biological process: regulation of cytokine production; T cell receptor signaling pathway. Bases 9 to 1565 code for a protein of 518 amino acids.